ACGAGUCAAUGAAACAAAAUAUUUGCAGAAAGAGUUUUUAGUAAAAAUGAACGACACUAGCGUUGCUUUACAAAAAGUUAAUUUAAGAAGAUUGCAUCCAUAUUUGGAUAAUAUUUUAAUUGUUGGGAUAAUUAUUGGUAAACAAAGACCACGUAAAUUUCUUGACAAAAAGUCAUCUGUUGAAGUUUAUAGAGGGGUUUGGAAUUUCACUCUCCGUGACUCUCCGCAAGACUACAUAAAUAUUACUUAUUGGGGACCUAGCGAAGUGAUAUUUCAGGCAAACGAAAAGUUUCGUACUGGAGAUGUUGUUGAAAUCAUUAAUCCCAAAAUAAACGUAAGAAUAUUGAAUGAUACUAGUGAACAAUUUCGUCCUAUGGUAACUUCGCCUUAUAAUCUUACCCUCAAUGAAAAAUCAUCUAUUGUUCAUCAUGCUGGAAUGUCAGUGGACUACCUACCUCUGCUCAAAUUCCCAACAAAACCCAUUGCCGGAUUUUUGCCCCUUCGAGAUAUUCAUAACAGUGGAGCAUCAAUAAAAGAUUUUAUUGAUGUUUUGGCGGUAGUUCGAGGCUUGGGACAAGUUCGAACGAUAACCUCGAAAACAAAUGAGAUUAUGCUGGUUCGUACUGUGGAAGUGUUUGAUCACACAUGUCCCAGUUUGAAAAUAGAUAUUUGGGAUCCUGACAUUAUAAACAGGUCAGAAAAAUGGACACCUCGUUUCACUGCCUUAUUUUUUACCGACUUGAUCGUACUGUGGUCAAACUUUCAAAGACAGUUUAUUGCCAAAGUAUCUAAUCGUACUAUAGUUACUGAGAAUCCCGAAGGUAAAGAAGUUCAGCUACUGCUUGAUUAUGCAAAAGAUGCUCCUAUUGAAACUUUUGAGAUUGUAGAUCAGUUCUUAACCACAUUACCAGACCCUAGUACAAUUCGUGAUAUAAUGAGCGUGAAACAAAUUCAAGAUAAAAUAAAUGCCAGUCUACAAGAGGUCAGAUCUGGAAGUAAGCAAUUUACGGCAUUGCUUUUUGCAUUUGUCUCCAACCUGGAUUUGGAUGGUCUUUCACAAACACUAAUGAUAACAUGUGGAAAAUGCAAGAUGCCGAUUAAAGGUUCUCUUUGUGAAAAUUCCGAAUGUUCAACAGUAUAUGAAAAUGAGGUAAUUGAUCCAGAAUUCAAAUUUGAUAUUAAAAUCACUUUAUCUGAUCAUACUGGAACACUGACCAAUUGCCGAUUUAGGGGAGAAGUUGUUGAACAAGCAUUGAGUUGUACAGCUCGUGAUUUUUCGAAUAUGUCAGAUGAUGAAAAGUCCAUGUUAAAAUGGAAAUAUUUAAUGGAGCGAUGUGCUGUUCAUAUUGCAGUAAUAUUCGUUGGAAAUCAAUAUCCUGUAGUUUCUGUUGUGAACAUUCGUUUAGCAGAUCCUGUAGAAGUCGGAAGAAGCCUGCCAGUUUAUUAGUUAACCUUACUUGAAAAUGUUGAAAAUUCAGUUUAUUAGUCAAUCAUACUUGAAAAUGUUGAAAAUUCGGUUUAUUAGUUAAUCAUACUUCAAAAUGUUAAAAAUUCAGAACUUGGUUUAAAUUUUAAGAUAUGUAACUGUUUCUCAUUAGUAAAAUAAAGAAUUAAAUAUUCUC
This is a messenger RNA of Leptinotarsa decemlineata (Colorado potato beetle), 1622 nucleotides long. It is a transcript of the gene hdm, whose product is annotated as meiosis specific with OB domains hold'em. Lineage: Eukaryota; Metazoa; Arthropoda; Insecta; Coleoptera; Chrysomelidae. The record is from RefSeq and is a predicted model, not a curated record. Gene Ontology annotation, molecular function: single-stranded DNA 3'-5' DNA exonuclease activity; single-stranded DNA binding. Gene Ontology annotation, biological process: resolution of meiotic recombination intermediates.